AUGACAGAAACUAUUUCCCGAAUCGCACCCCCAUUUGGUCUAUAUAUUCCCUGUCCCCUCCCCUCCCCCUCUACGCCAACUGUCCCCAUACAACUCAUUUGGGAAGCUUACGUUGACGGGUGCGAACCUGGUGCACCGCCACCAACCGGCCAGCCCAAUGGCCACCACCAUUCGCACCAUCACCACAACCAAAACACACACCACACACAACAACACCAUCCGCACCACAACCCCCACCACAACAACAAUCACGUGACAAAUGGCGGUCAAACGGGUGGAAAUACGGUCACCAGCAGUAGCGGGAAUACCGGGCCAACGGUCGGGCCCACCACAACCCUACUGCAAAACAUACUGCAACAAAGCCGCGCGGGUGCGGGCACUACAGGCGUGACCGUUAAUGGCGUACAACAAACCGGUGGUAAUAUAUACUCUAUUCAGCGUACGGGCGGCGCAAAUGGUAACAGUAAUGGCGGCACCAAUGGUGGCCCUAAUACUACGGCCGGCGCCACGACUACCACAUCACCGCUGCCCCCGUCGCCGGCCGACUCCGGCGUAUCCGACGUGGACUCCCACUACUCGUCCAAUGAUGAGCAGCAGCAACAACAGCAACAGAUGGUUAAUGGAGGUCCUAAUGGCCACCAUCCCGGCCCGUACGGCGCCUACUAUUAUCCCGGUGCUCAGCGACAGACAUAUGGUUCAUCGGGCGCACCCGUUGGUAAGCACCAGGACCUACACCACAACCAGCACCACCACCACCAACAACAACAAAACCACCACCAUCAACAACAACACCAGCACCAGUAUCACCAUCACCAACAACAACAACAACAACAGUCGACCCAUACUAACCAUCACCACAGUCUGUAUUCACUUGAAUCUCCCAACGCUAACGCCAUCACCACAACCACCGCCACACCCGGGGUCAGCCCCGGCGGGGGCGGGGGUUCACAUACCAUACCCCUAUCGAUCGUAACGGGCGGUCAAUCGCCAACCAAUCCGAGCACAACGACUGGUGGUGUUGGCCAACAGCCGCCCCAACAUUUGCACACAUCUCACCCACACUUGUCCGCCACGUUAACCAAUGGCGGCGCCAGUAGUGGCCAACAGUCGCCGCAGAUUAGCACCGGUCGACCGAUUAAGCUGGAGUCGGCGAUGACCGGUGGCAACGCUACCUACUAUACGCCUAAUGGCGCUCAUUACUCAACGCCAGAUCACAAAGAUAUACCAGUGGUGACCGCCGGCAUAGGCAUGGGUGGCGGCGCUGAGGACCUGUCCUAUCACACCAACGGUCUGACCAAUGGUGGCGUAAUUAAGCGCAAAAAGGGCCGCAAACCCAAGAACUUGGAGAAUAUCAAUGGAAACACAAACCAUUGUUCCACAGCCACCAAGAGGAAAAGUCGCGAAGCCACCAAGAGGAAAAGUCGCGAAGGUUCGACGACGUAUUUGUGGGAAUUUUUAUUGAAAUUACUUCAGGAUAAGGAGUAUUGUCCGCGUUUUAUUAAAUGGACAAAUAGGGAAAAGGGUAUAUUUAAAUUGGUUGAUUCAAAGGCCGUCUCACGUCUAUGGGGUUUACAUAAAAACAAACCGGACAUGAAUUACGAAACUAUGGGUAGAGCACUCAGGUACUAUUAUCAACGGGGUAUUCUCGCUAAAGUGGACGGACAGCGAUUGGUCUAUCAGUUUGUCGACGUACCCAAAGAUAUCGUGGAAAUCAACGUCGACUCUAAUAAUUGUUAUAAUAGUAAAGAUAAUGCUAAUCUAUUCUUUAAACAUCACCCGAAUAUGGUUAACGUAUAG
Medioppia subpectinata is the source of this 1797-nucleotide messenger RNA. Lineage: Eukaryota; Metazoa; Arthropoda; Arachnida; Sarcoptiformes; Oppiidae. The record is from the annotation of a GenBank genome assembly.